Rhizopus microsporus ATCC 52813 is the source of this 3849-nucleotide messenger RNA. RefSeq lists its product as uncharacterized. The transcript has 8 exons. Gene Ontology annotation, cellular component: plasma membrane. The record is from RefSeq and is a predicted model, not a curated record. The coding region runs from base 1 to 3849 and encodes 1282 amino acids. NCBI's taxonomy places the organism in Eukaryota, Fungi, Mucoromycota, Mucoromycetes, Mucorales, Rhizopodaceae. Gene Ontology annotation, biological process: transmembrane transport. Gene Ontology annotation, molecular function: transmembrane transporter activity.
AUGCUUUCUACCAUUUCUAAAAGAAACGAACUAGAAAAUAAAAGUCAGUCUGACAACGAACGGCAAACUAUGGCCAAUACAGUCCAACCUAUGCCAUCAAUCUCAUGCAAAAGUGGAUUUUCAAUACAGUCAUUUCAUACUGCUAUUGAUCAUCAAGAUCCAAUAGACGAUACUAUUCAACCUACCACAUCCAAAAUUACCGCAUCUUAUGACAAGGCUAGUAAGUCAAGUAUCACAGGAUCGGUGAUACCAAAGAUCAAUCACGAUUAUUUUGAAGAUCGUGAUUACAUAGCCAACAUACAUUCAGUACAGAGCCACCAUACCCCCAGUAACAUAUUUUAUUAUGGAUCACUCGACAGUGCCGCCAUUUUAGGUUCUCCGGCUGGCUCAUACUUUGACUAUUUCAGUGAGGAUUAUGAAGUUGUAUUAGACGAUGGCACAAGACAGAAGAGAUCAGUCUCAUUAUCCACUAUACCGAUAUCCACGCCUUAUGAAUACGAAAGGAAAUAUAGAGGAAACUAUAAUUUUGCAUACUACGGUGAAGAUGACAAUCUCAAGUCAAUUAGUAGACGUCAGGAAGAAGACUUUUACCAUCAUUUGAUCGAACAAGAGGAACGUUGCGCGCUUUUGAAAUCAUCCACGUCCACACCAGAUAUGAUAAUUCAAGACCUUCAGCCUCAUGAGUUAAGUGAUGAAGACACUGAAUACAAGACAAAAAACAAAAAGCCGGAUCAAAGUUUACUCUCCGCUUUUGGUGCCUGGAUUCAACUAAAAUUACAAAGGACAAAGCUGUCUUACAAACAAAAAAUGGUCCUCAAAUGCAGCUUUGCCUAUCUUUUGGGUUCUUUAUUCACGUUUAUUCCAGCGCUCAAUAACAUGCUGGGUACUGCAAGACUUUCCAGUCACGUUAUUGCUACAGUUACCGUCUUCUUUAAUCCAUCAAAGACAAUAGGUGGCAUUAUUGAAGCUGCAGGCUAUGGUAUCCUUUACACAGUGUGUGCUAUGCUUGUUUCUCUUACAAGUAUGUGGGUUGCUAUUUAUUUAAGAAGUCAUAAUUAUUACGUAACCUCUUGCAUCGUCACAGUGGGCUUUUGGCUAGCUGGAAGCACGUUUAUUCUCUCUUUUAUCAAAGCUCGCUAUAAUAAACCUGCUAUAGCAACAGGUUGUGGACUCGGUUUCAUGAUCAUAUUCCCAGUACUCGUGAAGGAAGGAUCUGAAGUACCAGCUCAGUUUGAUGCGACGUUCAUUGAGGACAUGUUUGCUAUUGUCACAAUUGGCGCCGCUAUAUCAGUAGCUGUGUGCUGUCUUGUUUGGCCAAUGACAGCCACUAGGAAACUAAAGUCUGAUAUCAAUGAUACCCUCAUGGCUAUCAAAAUACUGCUCAAGCUUCUUACAAAGACUUUUUUGUUAGACACAGAUCUUCCCGAAUUCACAGCCAACGAAAGCUUGCAGAACGCCAUCAACUCCCAUCGCACCAGCUUCACUUCCUUAAAAUCAUCUCUCCACGAUGCUAAAAGAGAAUUCUAUAAUCUUGACAUCUGGCUACAUGCAGAUGGAUACGAUACAAUUGUAUCUAGCCUACAGAGGCUCGCUCAGCACAUCGGUGGCCUUCGUAGCAGUUGCGGCUUACAGUUUGAAGUAAUGAGAUCUACAGUCAACCACAAAACGUACGGCACGAUUGAACGUCCAGAAGACGAAGUCAGCAAGCCAUCACUGCUGCCUAAAAAGAAAAUAUACAAUGUGAAGGCAGGUGAUCAGCGUAAGAAGAUGGAAUGUGAACUGAGAAAGGAACAAACCUCUUCUGGCUACACAAGAAACAACAGUGCUUAUAGCAUAAAGGAUGAUGAAGAAGAGAUAGAAAUAGCCGAACAAAUUACUGAUAGAAAUAAGCCUGACGAGGGCCCACUCGUCCAGUUCAUCAAAACCGUUAGACCUCCUAUGAAAUCAUUGGCUUACACAUGCAAACAAACAAUCAUCCAUCUUCAAAGUCGAUUCACUGGACAGACUACUGCCGAUACACCAAGUUUUUAUCUUUUAAGACAGAAUCUUGCCAUGGCCAUCUCUCUUUUUGAAGAGUCUCAACAAUUGGCACUGACAAGGAUGUAUCGUCAAAAGAUGCGAAAGGCUGCUUCAAAGCAUGGAAUGAAUAUCAAGCCACAAGAUCUCCAGUCUCAUUUGAUGAACCAAUUCGCAGCACAAGACGUGUUUUUGGUGUACUUUUUUGUAUUUUGCUUACUAGAAUUUGCAAAGGAACUCAUGGUAUUGGUGGAAUGUGUUCAAUCCGUUUAUGGAUACGAUGAAGAGCAAGAUAGAAAUGGAUCAAGUGCAUGGAUGUGGAUCAAGAAGCAUUUUAUUUUUCCAUUCUGGUUCUUGUGUUGUUGCUGUUACAAACCUAUUAGCCAUGAGAAUAAUACUCCUUACAUGUCCAAGACACAAAAGCUAUUUACUGACACCUUUGUUCCAAACAACCAUAACACUCUAAACACGCUACACACUCCAAAGCCAAAGACAAAGAUUCGCAAGUUUUUCUUGAGCCUCUGGGGAUUCUUUUCUUUGUUUAAAAGCCAUAAUGUUCGAUAUGCUCUAAAGUCAACACUGAUUGCUGUGGGUAUUGCUUCCUUGGCGUUUAUUCCUAUAACCAGAGAAUACUUUCAGACUUACAAAAUGGACUGGACAUUAAUCACGGUAAUAGCUGCUAUGACACCAACUGUAGGUGGUACCAACCUUGUUGCAGUACUUCGAGUGCUUUCCACUAUGCUAGGAUCCAUUGUGGCUGUCUUGUUCUAUUUGUUUAUACCUCAUGACGGGCCCCUGCUGCUUCUUUUUACUUGGGCAUUUUCUAUUCCUUGUUUCUGGGUGAGCUUAAACCACAAGCAUGGUAGAUUUGGCACUUUCUCCUUACUCGCAUACAAUUUGAUUGUUCCAUUCAUGUUUAAUCACAAAGAUGAGGAGACAGUAAUUGGUGUCAUCGAGCUUGCUACUAUGAGAUGCGCAACAGUAUCAGUUGGUGUUGUCAUUGGUCUUAUUGUAACAACAUAUGUCUGGCCAUAUGAAGCAAGAAAAGAAAUGAGAAAGGGGCUGUCUGAUCUACUCAUUCGAUUGUCAUGGCUUUAUAAACAACUGGUGUCUGAAUACUCUGAAUACGAUCUUGCUAUGCCCAAGAGUGAUCAUGAUAACCACAUGGUUACAUCUGUUGAAGAGAUUGAAGCCUUAGCUAGACGGAACGAGAUACGAUCUAUACAGCUACAGCACAUCGAAUUAUCUCUCCAGGUUAGCCUGGUUGAGCUGCAAGACUUACUCGUUCAUGCCCCUAAUGAACCACGACUGAAAGGGCCAUUCCCUGUCAAGACAUACGAAACCAUAUUGGCUUCUUGUCAAAGUAUCUUGGAUAAGUUUUUAUCCAUUCGUAUUGUCAUUUUGAAAGAUAUUUGGGCCACUCAAGUACGAAAAGACUUGAUGCUUCCUGCAAGCAAAGAGCUUAUGGAAAUGGCUGGCUGUGUCCUAUUAUACUUUUACUUACUGGCCUCUGCUUUACAAUUAAAGACACCUCUGCCACCUUAUCUACCUCCCGCUGAAAAGGCUCGAGAAAUGUUGAUGCUGAAGUUACAGCGGUUACCUAAAAUAACUGCUGAUUUGAAAAAGAACAAGGACUGUAGUGAUAGUGAAGCGGUCAAAGACGAAUGCUAUAUGGUUUACUAUGCUUUUGUUGUUAAUAUGGAAAGUAUUAUUAUUGAAUUGGAUAAGCUUGGUCAACAAAUGAAAGAACUCUUUGGAUCCUUGGUUCCUGACGAUCAAUGGGCAAGAUCGUUUGGUUUAACAGAUCUUGAGCAAAAUAGAGUCUUGUAUUAA